AGAUUCAGAUGUACAAGCAUGCACAUUUCCUGAAUGCGCUGAAUUUCAUGCUGGAUGAUUUUAUUUUGUUCAAAUUUAAACGAGUGGUAUGGAGUGUUUUGAUUGGUUCAAUAGCGGUUGGUAGAAAAAAGAAGAUUCGCUAUCACGUUCAAUCUUAUACACGUUUCAAAGGCUUGUGUGAUAGUAUACAGCAUUUCUCAAAAUUAUUAAUUUGUUGUCAGCACUUCAGCAAGAGCUUGGUUAUGAAUCACAGUGUUAUCGUAAAAAGACGAGUUUAAACAAACGAAAAGUCCAAAAUAAUUUAACCUCUCAAUUUAUUUGUGAUUUUUUUGUUCGUUUUUUUUGUUGUCCGGAGGCUAUUGGUUUUUCCGUAGGCUUUCAGAAAUUCUGAGUUCAGUUAAUUUCUAUUUAUUGUCGUACAUCAUCAUCGUAUACAAAAUGAGCCAAUCAACAUCAGGAUCUGUCUCAAAUUAUGAGUCUAACGAGGCAAAUGGCAUUCGAAAGCCGGUCGCUCCAAAAAAAGAUUGUAAGAGCAGUGGUGCUGUGGAUCAGACGGUGGACAAAUCAAAAUCAAAUGCCAAUGGCAUAGAAAAAAACAAUGUCGAACCAUGCUUAGCAGCGUUCAAAGAGCCAAAUGGCGUUGAUAGAAAUGUAUUAAAUUCGACGAACGACUCAGAUAACAAUUCAACAUCAAAUUGCGUAUCAGAUCAUUCGGUAAGCGUUGCUUUCGAACAUUCAGUCCGCAUCGACGAUGAUAGCUCGAAUGCCACAAGCAAUGCAGUAAAGACUUCAGGAGAUGUUGCUGACGGUGCUGAAGCUGUUGUCGUUUCAAUCGGUACAAACGAGCACACGUGCGUAGCUUUGCGCAAUUCCGUUCCAGUCGGCGUUAAUAGUUCGAAUGCUACAGGCGGUGGUACAAUAACGAAUUCGGGCGAUGUCUUAAAUGAUUCUGGUGCUGAUGCUAACGUUCCAGACAUCGUAACAGUUAAUGACAACGACUCUAAUGUGGAUGAGAACGAAGACGAUCUCGAUCCAGACUGGUCCACAUAUUAUUCUGAUGAAGAAGAAGAAGAUGAUUAUGAAGAAGAAGAAGAUGAAGAAAAUGAGAUAGGCAGUGGUGGCGGUUACCUCGACGACUAUCCAUACAGUGAUAGUGACGACGAUGCCGGUGAUUCAAUCGACGACUUCGAAAUAAACGACUCGAUACGCGAAGCAAUUGGAAAUGAAAUGGUGGAACGUCACACUUUCAAAUUCAAAUUCGAAAACCGUUCAUGUGCAGCUGCAGAUGAGAUAGAUGUGUGUCCCGUUUGUCUGUUGUCCUUCGUCGAUGAAGAAGAGGUGCGCCGACUGCCAUGCUUUCAUCUGUUCCACACAGGAUGUGUUGACCCUUGGUUAAAAAAGCAUAAGAAAGUGUGUCCGAAAUGUAGGAUGUGCAUCAACGUAGCUUCAGAUUACUUAAAUGAGAGUGCUCGCUAAGUGCUUGUUGGGCUGGUGUCAGUAUUUUCAAGUUGUGACUGGUUGAUCACUCCAUUCGCUUGUAUUUUCCGUAAAAUUUCAAUAAAAAAAACUUUUUGU
Bradysia coprophila is the source of this 1575-nucleotide messenger RNA. RefSeq lists its product as uncharacterized. NCBI's taxonomy places the organism in Eukaryota, Metazoa, Arthropoda, Insecta, Diptera, Sciaridae. The record is from RefSeq and is a predicted model, not a curated record. Gene Ontology annotation, molecular function: ubiquitin protein ligase activity. Gene Ontology annotation, biological process: ubiquitin-dependent protein catabolic process.